UAAUAAUAUAUACUUAAUACUAACUAAACGUAAACACAUUCACAAGUCGGAAUUUGGGCGUUAAAGUGAUAUAAAUAAAAUUUCUAAUAAAAUCAUAAUUUAAAGAUACCCACGAGAGAAAUCAAUGACAUAGGCAAAUGAAGAUGGAUCUUAAAACAUUUGCAAGCGAUGAUUUUGAUCCUAAGCAAUGGAUAAACAAGGCUUGGAGUUUAAGUGGAAAUCAGGAGAAAGAGAUUUUUGUAGCAAAUGCUGUAACGAGAUUGCAACUGUACAUGAAGCAAUUGAAUAAUUCUCUGGAUGAGACAACUACACAGAUAAUGUCAUCGAUGCCGCGCGUGGUGCAAGAAAUGCACAGGCUUCAAGUGCAGGGCGGCGCCUUGCAGCACCAGCUCGAGAACCUGGAGCGGCACGUGCUCAGCGUGGAGCAGCAGACCGGACACUCCAUCGAGAGUCUGCAGAGGAUAGAUGUGCUGAAGAGUCGCCUCGAGAACGCGGUGUCAGCUUUGCGGGAGGGUGACAAGUGGGCGGCGUUAGCCUCCGCGCUCGAAGAGGUCUUGGAGGGAGGGGCGCCCACGCAGAAGGACGACCUGCUGGAGCUGGCGGAACAGAUCGAAGCGAUGACGGCCAGUCUGGAGGUAUUAAGUGAGUCACCAGACUUUGCGAAAAAACGCACACAGUUGGAGUUGCUAUACAACAGGAUAGAAGCUGCCAUCAGACCAGCUUUCAUCGACUCCUUCACGCAGCUGAACGCGGAUCUGGCGAGCGUGUAUGUACGCAUCAUGGCGGCCAUGAGUCGGUCGGGGGGCGUGGCUCGUGUCUGGCGACAGGCCACCGUCACGACACAGCUCGCGCACUGGCGCCGCGACCCCGCCCUCCCCGCACUCUCAUCGCUCACAAUGGCCGCCCCCACACACAUGGAGUGGUUGACUAAUGUUGUGCGAUCAGAAACAGCAGUCGCAGAGCUACUGCGUCUCUACACCGACGUUCUGCUGUCGCUGGAUCCGUCGCUGACAAAGACUGUGACAGCCGAGUUCAAGUUAUGCCAGAGCCCCGAGGAAGUACUGGUGAUGUUAGCUGACCUUAGGACCGGUAUCGAUGACUUCGUGCAGUCUAUCGUGAGGAUUAUCGACACUCACGCAACCGGCGCAGGAGUCCAGAAGAUGAAGCAGAUGAGUGAGGUCCGUGAGGUCGGGCGCGCCAUCUUCUCUCCGCUGCGAGCUCUGCUGCCCGAGUACGGCCGCGCGCAGACGCAGCUGCUUCUGGCACAGCUGGAUGACCAGGCGCUGCGACAGGAGGAUCUGCUAGAAAGUUGUCGCGCCAUUCUGUCGACAGCGGAGCGGAGUGAGGGCUGGCUGACGCAGGCGUACGCGAGAGGGAGACAGAUAGCGGGUACGGCCGUUCUGCCGUUCUACUUGCCCGCGGUUGACUCGUACGUCUCGGCUGUUCUGAACGUCAUAACGUCUCAGACCCGCACCAUAGAGGCCUCGUUUCUGUCGGCGGUGGCCAAGCGUGAGUCGGUGGGUGUCCUGAGCGAGUGGUUCCCGGGCACCUUGCUCCUGGACUCGGCCGCAGCGCUGAUGCUGCAGUGGCUCACGGACGCUUACAAACACACAGAGGACAGUGACGAUCAUCCGAUAUUCGACCUUAGCGCGUUACUGUUGGAUCAAGAGUCGCGUGACAAAGUAAAUAAGGUGUCGCCCCAGAUAGCGGGCCUGCGACGCGCAAGUGAUCACCUAAGGAAACUAGCCAGGAACAUUCUGAGGAACCCCGUCGACGUACAGCUUGACAAGAUAGCGGCGCUGUCUGCGUGGAGCAACAACGACGCGCUCAGCACCGACCUGCCGGACUUCGCGCUCUCGCCGCAGGAGUACAUCACGGAGAUCGGGCAGUACCUCAUGACGCUGCCGCAACACCUGGAGAUGCACCUCUCAGAGAAGCAGGCGCCCUGGCAGUUCCUGGCUGAGGUGUGCAGCCACACUUGCGACGCGUACGCACAGCGGAUCCUCAAGAUUCGCGACAUGGACGCUCUGGGCACGCGGCGUUGCCUCACGGACAUUGUGUAUUUGUCAAGCGUGGUAGAAGACUUGGGCACUGCCACCACCCCGGCACUCCGGAACUUGGAGAAGUCCUUGCGAGCCGCCGCCGGCACUCAGCCAGAGUGACUGCCUUGAGUAGGUCCCCACGCUCGUCUUACAGCAUCCACCUUAUAAGUCACUUGACUUGUUAUACCUAUAGGUAUAUAUAUAUAUUGGCAAUGUAAACAUUCCAUCAACCAACUGAGAUGAGCCAGUGCGGAGUACUGAUUGACCAUUCAUCAUCAUUAUCAUGCAACCUAACCCAGGUAUCUUGACCUGAUCAAUCGGUCCAUCUUGUGGGGGACCUACCAACACUGCAUAAUCCGGUAUGCGGUUUCAUUUGGGAACUUUACCGCCCCAACGGCCAUCUGUCCGUCGAGCUAUGUUCCCUACCCACUGCCACUUCAGUUUCACAAUCAUCCGGACUAUGUCUCCUACGGAUAUGACUUAGGUUCUCCUAUGGAUCUCCUCAUUUCUGAUUCAAUCUGAUUGGAUUAUACAGUCACGUAAUAAUAUGGCUGUAGGCUUCAUUACGGAGGAGUUAUAUUAUUAUCUUUAUCUGAGUUUGUUGUGUAGUAUCUGAAAGGACUCAAAAGAAUCCAUGAAUUGUAAAAUUGCCACAUCACUAGUAAAAUGGAGACUAAAAUGUAAAAAUUUAUUUAUUAAUAAUAAAUCUAUGAGAUGUUA
Leptidea sinapis is the source of this 2762-nucleotide messenger RNA. It is a transcript of the gene Cog7, whose product is annotated as conserved oligomeric Golgi complex subunit 7. Lineage: Eukaryota; Metazoa; Arthropoda; Insecta; Lepidoptera; Pieridae. Gene Ontology annotation, biological process: retrograde vesicle-mediated transport, Golgi to endoplasmic reticulum; intracellular protein transport; Golgi organization. Gene Ontology annotation, cellular component: COG complex. The transcript is spliced from 17 exons. The record is from RefSeq and is a predicted model, not a curated record. The coding region runs from base 138 to 2162 and encodes 674 amino acids.